UUUUUCUGUUUGAGGUUAUGUUUUUAUUUAUAACUAUAGGAAAACAAAAUAUUAUUGAAUAAACUGUUUUUCCAAAAAAAAAAAUCAGAACAUUUUAGCAAGUAAACGUCCAACUUAAAAUGGUCACAGAAGCCUUGGAAAAUGACCAAAUAAUCCUAGCAACUGGGGGCUACGAUCACACCAUCAAACUAUGGCAAACCCCAACUGGAAUAUGCCACCGCACUAUGCAACAUGCAGAAUCCCAAGUGAAUGCUUUAGAAAUUACACCAGAUAAGAAACUGUUAGCCGCGGCCAGCUAUCAACACAUUUACAUGUAUGAUCUACUUUCAAAUGACCCAAAUGCUAUUGUCAAUUAUGAAGGCACCUCGAAAAAUGUCACUUGUAUUGGAUUUCAAGAAGAUGGAAAAUGGAUGUAUUCGGGUGGAGAGGAUGGAAGGACGAGAAUUUGGGACUUACGAUCCAAAAAGGACCAAAAUCAGUACUCGAAGAGUUUUGAUACUCGGCAAGGGCAUGGCACUAAUUUGUCACCAAUUAAUUGUGCAGUUUUGCAUCCCAAUCAAGUGGAAUUAUUUAUUGGUGACCAAAAUGGAAUAAUUUACCGCUGGGACCUCCGGACUGACAAUAACGAACAAUUCAUACCAGAAAAUGAUGUAAUGAUCCUGGGCAUAGAUAUUUCCCCAGACGGUUCUCAGAUGGCCUGUGUUAAUAAUAAGGGAAGAGCCUAUAUAUGGAAUCUAACUGCAGCUGUAACUGAUCAAAGUACAAUACUAAAGCCCAGGCACAAAUUCGAAGCACACAAAAGGGCAGCGUUAAAGUGUAAAUAUUCUCCAGAUUCAAGUAUGUUAGUGACGACCUCGGCAGAUACAACAGCAAGAAUUUGGGAUACUGAGGAGUACAAUUUAAAGCAAGAACUAAAACAAGAUAUGAGUCAAAGAUGGGUUUGGGACGCCGCCUGGAGUUCUGAUAGCCAGUACAUUUUUACAGCUUCUUCAGAUAAUUUUGCAAAACUGUGGAAUAUUGAAACUGGAAAUCUAGAGAGAACAUAUUCAGGACACCAAAAAGCGACAGACCUCGAAAAAAUAAAACAUUAAAAUUCAUGGGAGAAAUCUGUGCUGACAGGAUAAUGUUACAGACUUGAUGCUUAUAAUCUGUUGAUCGGCGAAUUAUAACGGAGUAGGUACAGGAGAAAUUUAUUUAAUGAAUAGUUAAAUUCAGUGGAAUUUGGAGUUACCUAAGGAAACCGAGAGAAUUUUACUUUUAGUCAAAAAAUGUUGAACUGAUCGUAGCAAAAACCAAAUUAAAGGUUUUUAUAUGAGAUUUGGUGUAGAAUUUAAAAAUUAGUUGAAUAAAAUAGAAGUUAGAAAACAGCCAGUUAAAAAUAAUCCAAACAAAGAAAUUGCAUUAAAACUUUUUGAAAAUGUAUAUGUAAUUUUUCUAUUUGUUCUAAUAUCUUUUUUCUAAUGUUAAUUGGCUUUUAAAGGCCUGAUGAUGCUUUAGCAAGAAGGAAACACAGGUGUGGCCUUGUAUUAUAGGUUAUGAGACACUGACUGUGUGUUUUCUUUGUUUUCGUCAGUUCUAGCUUUAAAAACAAAUUUAAAAAUGUGACAUAAAAACUUGAAUGUAGGAUUUGUUUAAUCAUAAUUUUGAAUAAUUAAAUCAAUAUUACUUAGUUAUAAAAGAGGUUUGAAAGCUAUUUGAAUGAAAACAUUCUUGAAUAACCAUCGAAAAUUUAACCCUUUUUAUAUCGUUUUAUACUUUUUGAGAUAGGUACUUUAUGCUUUUAGUUGUCUGUUUGUUGUAAGAAAAUUUACUUUUUGUGAGUUGUAAAUACGAGUUCUUGUUUAUUUUAUUUCUAUUGAAGAAAUUAUAAAAUAAUAAAAAGUAUCUUAGUCUGAGAUAUCAUAAAUAAUGAUGUUUUUUUGACUGUAUUUGUGUAAACAUAAUUAUUCACAGAAGAUCCAGACAGACGACAGUAUGGCAUUAAAAGGAAACGGUGAUAAUUAAUUUUCACCUCUUUGUAUAUGUAUGUAUCUGUUAAGAAACUCUAUAAAUAUGUUAAAUUUUUUGGUGAUUUUGACAUUAAAAAAUAUUUAAAUUCAGUUUAACAAAGACCAUUUUUUUUUAAAUUUAAUAAAAAAGAUAUUAAAAAAUAGUAGAGAAUUCA
Molecule: messenger RNA, 2164 nt
Organism: Anthonomus grandis grandis
Lineage: Eukaryota; Metazoa; Arthropoda; Insecta; Coleoptera; Curculionidae
Gene: Lst8
Product: target of rapamycin complex subunit lst8
Exons: 5
Coding region: 120-1091 (323 amino acids)
Biological process (GO): regulation of actin cytoskeleton organization; TOR signaling
Cellular component (GO): TORC2 complex; TORC1 complex
Molecular function (GO): protein binding
Source: RefSeq, a predicted model, not a curated record